This is a messenger RNA of Juglans microcarpa x Juglans regia, 3711 nucleotides long. Its product is annotated as gamma-tubulin complex component 5-like. Lineage: Eukaryota; Viridiplantae; Streptophyta; Magnoliopsida; Fagales; Juglandaceae. Gene Ontology annotation, molecular function: gamma-tubulin binding; microtubule minus-end binding. Gene Ontology annotation, biological process: meiotic cell cycle; cytoplasmic microtubule organization; mitotic cell cycle. Gene Ontology annotation, cellular component: equatorial microtubule organizing center; gamma-tubulin complex; centrosome. The transcript is spliced from 18 exons. Bases 252 to 3302 code for a protein of 1016 amino acids. The record is from RefSeq and is a predicted model, not a curated record.
GAAUAUACAAAAUUUGUACUCUCUCCAGUCUCCACUAUGAAAUCUAGACUAUCUAGUACCGCUCCGGCUCUGCUAAGCACUCUCGAGUUUGCUCUGACAAGAACUAGGUCAAGACGAGUAGAUUCCUCGUUUGCGUCUUGGAUCUCGAUUAUCCUUGAACCUGGGAGCAUUCUUAUGGCGAAUAGGAUUUUUGAGUAAUUUAUGGGAACGAAACUUGGUUUGGCUCUCGUUGAUGAUCAUAAAUUGUUUUGAUGGGGAAAGCUCUCUGCUACGAUGGCCAAAAGACAGAAGUCUCUAAAAGUUUAAUCAAUAGGAUCUGUGAUGUCUUCUCUGAUGGAAUACAUUUUGCAGCACCAAUUUCCUCCUUGAGGACAAAUGAAUUUGACCUGGUACAAGGUGUUUUACGAAUGUUGCAAGGAUUUUCUAGUUCCCUGUUCUAUUGGGACGAGAAUGAAAAAAGUUUUUAUGCUAAAACUGGAAUAUAUGUGACUCACCUUUCCCACACAAGCCUCCUCACUAUUCUUAAUCAAUUUAUGUAUGCCGCGACAUGUUUACAACAUGUAGAAACAGUAGUCAAUGAAGUUGAGAGAUCUGUGAGAUCACAUCCUCCAACUUUGAGGGCAUUUACAUGCUCUGUUUCUGCAUGGCUUAAGAGGUUGAGGGAUAUUGCUCUGAAGGAGGAAAUGAAGAUAUGCAGUGCGGACAUGGGGACCACUCCGACCUUGUUAGGUUUGGCCAGUUCUUUAUCAAGUCUUUGUUCAGGUGCUGAGUUUCUAUUUCAAAUAAUCCAUGGAGCCAUUCCCCGAGAAUACUUUGAGUCUAAUUUUUCUGUUCCAGCUGCUGAAUUGGCUGUUUGUGUGCUUGACUAUCUUUACCAGAGGCUCAAUGAAGUGUGUCUAGUACAAGGUGGUGAGGUGGAAGCCUAUCAGAUGCUGCUUCACAUAUUUGUUGGGAGUUUGUUGCCAUAUAUUGAGGGUCUUGAUUCGUGGCUAUUUGAAGGAUCACUAGAUGAUCCUUUUGAGGAGAUGUUCUUUUAUGCAAACAGAGCAAUCUCGGUUGAUGAGGCUGAUUUCUGGGAGAAGAGCUAUCUACUAAGACUGGUACAGUUUCGUAAGUUUGAUGAUGAGCUCUCUGCCACAACUUCUGCCAGUGAUUGUGUACCUUUGACAAAUGACAAGAAGGAAACAGGUGAAAGGGAUUCCAUCUCUCUGUCUAGCUCUAUCAAAGGAAAAGAGGGGAGCAUCAGAGACUGCCAAGCUUGUCCUCUGUUUAUUAAGGAUAUGUCUAAAUCAGUUCUCUCUGCCGGAAAAUCAUUGCAAUUGAUCCGGCAUGUUUCUACUACAUUCUCAGUGACAUCUAGCAAAGGAAGUGAUUGUCAGUUUGACGGUUUUGGAACUUCUAGUGAUGGUUUUCAUCGUGGGCAGAUUAUAGCUGGGUUAACUUUAUCAGAAAUUUUCUUUGUGUCAUUAGCAGGUCUCAUAGGCCAUGGUGAUCACAUUUCUAGAUACUUUUGGCAAGAUAACCAUUGCAAAACCACCCCAUCAUUUGAGGAAUCCUUUGUGAACAAAUUAAAAGUAGAAAAUGGUGGUGGUGAAACUUUGCCACUUUUACCAUGCUCAGAGAAGCUUUGGUAUAAGUUCUUGGUUGAUACAUUGCUUCAAAAGAGAGUGCUCAAUUCAAAGUCUGCACGUAAGGAUGCAAGUUAUUCUCUUGAUGCAAAGGAAGAGAAUAUGGUUGCAGAUGUUGGUGUUAAGUUGCCUCUCUUGGAAUCGUUCUGCACAGAAAAUCCAGUUAUUACCAUGUGUCAGAAGAUCCUUAGAAAGAAUAUGGAUGCCUGGAAAACACUUAACUUGUCUAGAAAUUUCUAUUUACCACCUUUAAAUGACGAGAUUUUACGGAAGGCUGUGUUUGGCAACGAGCAGAUAUCUUCUCAUGCUACUCAAGGAACAAACUAUGCUUUCGGUUUCCAGUUUAGCGAAUCUGAAUAUAUUCGUUCACAAAAUGACACAGAAAUGUUGGAAGUGUUGUUUCCUUUUCCAACUCUUCUUCCUACAUUUCAGGAUGAUCUCCAUAUGUCAGAGCUGUUACCUUUCCAGAAUAAUAGCACCCUUGCAUCAAGAGUUCUUACAUGGAUCCAAAAUGUUGAACUGAGAACUACUCCACUUCCUCUGGUUAUUAUGCAGGAGUGCCUUACUAUCUACGUUAAGAAGCAAGUGGAUUAUGUAGGCAAGCAUAUAUUGUCAAAGUUGAUGACUGAGUGGAGGUUAAUGGAUGAACUUGCAGUGUUGCGUGCCAUAUACUUGUUAGGUUCAGGUGAUCUGCUGCAGCACUUUUUGACUGUGAUUUUUAAUAAGCUGGACAAGGGAGAAACCUGGGAUGACGAUUUUGAGUUGAAUACAAUACUACAGGAAUCUAUUAGAAACUCUGCCGAUGGAAUGCUACUAAGUGCUCCAGAUGCAUUGGUUGUGUCCAUCGCCAAAACUCAAGGUGUUGAUGGUGAUCAACCUAAUGUAAUUACCGUUGCCUCAACCCCUCGAAAAAGUCGUGUUCAUAGUUUUGGGAUUGAUGGCCUUGACUUACUGAAAUUCACAUACAAGGUCUCUUGGCCACUUGAACUUAUUGCUAAUAAAGAGGCUGUCAAGAAGUACAACCAAGUGAUGGGCUUCUUGUUGAAAGUCAAGCGUGCAAAAUUUGUUCUUGAUAAAGCUCGGAGGUGGAUGUGGAAGAGUAGAGGUACUGCAGAAAGCAACCGCAAGCGCCACUGGUUGGUGGAGCAGAAACUCCUCCAUUUUGUGGAUGCUUUUCACCAAUAUGUAAUGGACAGGGUAUAUCAUAGUGCAUGGCUUGAACUAUGUGAGGGUAUGGCAGCUGCAAGAUCCUUGGAUGAGGUCAUAGAAGUGCACGAAGCCUACUUACUUUCAAUUCAGCGGCAGUGCUUUGUUGUCCCAGAUAAACUGUGGGCUCUGAUUGCAAGCCGAAUCAACAGCAUCCUUGGAUUAGCUCUUGAUUUCUAUUCCAUACAGCAAACACUAACUAGUGGUGGUGCAAUUUCUGCGAUCAAGGCCAGAUGUGAGAUGGAAAUUGACCGUAUUGAGAAACAGUUUGAUGAUUGCAUUGCUUUCCUACUGAGAGUCCUAUCUUUCAAGCUCAAUGUAGGGCACUUCCCUCAUCUGGCAGAUUUGGUUACGAGGAUCAACUACAACUAUUUCUACAUGUCUGAUGGUGGAAACUUGAUGAUUGCACCUAGUUCUGAAACUGUUGGUUUGAAACUAGGGAAGGCCUUUGCCGGAAGAACAGACUGAUCAAAGCUUUCAAGUAUUUUCAUGAUGUUGCAUCUCGUAGCAUGUUUCAGGAUGAUAAUGCCCUAUCUGGAAAGGCCCCUUAUUUUCCUCUGCUGGUUUUGUUGAGAGAACUAUAGGGAUGUGAGUGAAGCAGAUGUUGUGGCAGCAGCCUUGGACUCUUGGUCUGUCACGUAUAAAUUUCUUGACGUUAUGCCUAUCUUAGAUCCUGAGGUUUCUUUGUUCAGUUUGCUAGAAGAUUCUAGGAUUCUCUAGUCUUCAUUUGGCUAAAAGCCUAAAUGGCUCUGGAAGUUACCUAUCUUCCUUUGUUUGCAAUGCUAUGCUUUGUUUCUUUCAUAGGUAUAUAUAUAUGCAAAUGUAAGGUGCUUGUGAGCUAUAUUUAGCGCGUUUGAGGUUUGAUUCUUGCCAAUAU